CUUUUAUACAUGAGAGAUGUAUGUUGUGUUAGUCUAGAUGUGCGGUUGUAGCUUGAGAUCUGCCUGUUUUAAAGUGGUAGAAUUUCCUAACUUAGGUCUGUUUGAAGAGGAUCUCCGGGAUUGUUCUUCUAUUUUCCUUGUUUUUCAUUCAUUGAUGUGUUUGGUGAGCCUCGAUUUUGGAUUUGGCUACUGCGAUGUGAAAUUUUCUUUUAGUGAUUGAAUAUGGCACGUGAAAUCAUGCAUGAUCUGCUCGGAGCUGUUACGACUUUAGGAUUUUUUUUGUGGUGGUGAGUUCCGAGGUUGCUUUAGAUGGAAAUGAUUUAUUGUAGUGAAACUGGCGGAAGUGCGAAAGGAAGUCCAGUGUCCAAUAUGUUUAGGCAUCAUUAGGAAGACAAGAACAGUCAUGGAAUGCUUGCAUCGCUUUUGCAGAGAGUGCAUUGACAAAUCCAUGCGACUUGGCAACAACGAAUGUCCUGCUUGCCGCACUCAUUGUGCUAGUCGACGUUCUCUAAGAGAUGAUCCCAAUUAUGAUGCCCUGAUCGCCGCUCUCUAUCCAGACAUCGAUAAGUACGAGGAAGAGCAGGAACUGGCUUUCCAUGAAGAGGAGAGAGCUCGCAAUAAGCAGAUCCAAGCUUCUAUUGCCCAGACUUUCCGUCGUCAAGCUGAAGCUCUAGGAAAGAAAAGAACAACAAGAGCUACAUCCGCAACAUUUGUCAGGAGGCAGGGCAAUCAUCGAAAUUUGCGAGGUCGGAGAAACCGUGCUGCUGAACGCAACGGAUCUGAUGAAGAGGAAGGUAUUAAUGGACAUGAUGAGAGUAAAGACUCAUCCUCAACUGACGAGCACUCUGAACCCAAAACGAAAAGAUACAAAAAAUGGGGAGGAGCUCGGAGAUCACAGCCAUCACCGGGGGGUAGUGGAGAUGAUGCUGAUGAUUCAGAAGCAACCAGGGGAAUACUUGGUGCAUCUUCUACACCACAUGGCAGUAUAGAACUUAUUGCCUGGGGAAGAGGCCGCAAUCGCAGUAAUAACCGACAUGGUGGCCUGAAUUGGUCAAAUGGUAGGGUUACUAGGGGUCACCGGUUGUCAAAGCUGACUAAUCGUCUGAAAUCUUUACAUGAAAAUGAUGAAAUGUUGAAAAUCAGUGUCAUGAUUGUCUCACUGCACGAAGAGACGAUACCCAACUUGAAGCGACCGUACCUCUGCUGCAGCCCCACAUCGUCAGUGAGACACUUAUGCCAGUAUGUUGCUAUGCAGACAUCCAUGGAAGCCAGUGAGAUUGAGAUGCUAAUAAUAAAAGACUUCCAUCCUGUGAACAACUCGCAAAUUCUCCCGAAAGAAUCUGGUGCCUUAGAUCCUAACCAGAACGAGCUGCAUUUGUUGGAUGAGCAGCAAACUUUGGAGGAAAUUAAUGCCAGGUUUACUCAGCACCAUCUGGUUUUUGCAUACCGGCCAAAGGCGAAACCCGAAGGGAAGUGAUGAUAACUUAAAUCGGUCUUCCUGUGCCAGAACAAUGCAGGAAGCAGGAAGUAAGUUUCCUGCAGCUUUUCUAAUUAUAUACAUGUAUAUUCCUGUCCAGCUCAAGUGGUUUUACAAGUAAAGAGAGUUACCAUAUAUAAGCAAUCAAAGCAACUAGAUUCUAGAGACUAUGGUGAUAUAGUUGUGCAUAUUUAAUAUAUGUAUGCCUUAAACUUGUUAAGUUAAAUUUACGUAUGGUCUUUUGUAUGCGAAGAAGCAUCCUUUUUUCUGAUGGAGCCUCUCACAACACUAAUUAAACUUGAGCUGUUUUUCUAUCA
Messenger RNA from Salvia hispanica, 1794 nucleotides. Its product is annotated as putative E3 ubiquitin-protein ligase RING1a. NCBI's taxonomy places the organism in Eukaryota, Viridiplantae, Streptophyta, Magnoliopsida, Lamiales, Lamiaceae. The record is from RefSeq and is a predicted model, not a curated record.